AUGCACAAAAGACUUGCCUUCGUGUUCUUUGGUGUUCAGUGCAUCCGUCUUCACAAGUUGUGCGAAUACCCCGAAGGAGCCAUCACAAACACCAUCACCCACACAGCCGUGGAUGAUAGACUCCGCCAUCUCGAGCAACUGCUCAACGUGAACAGCAUCUCCCCUCCCGAAGCUUCCAGAUCCCCAACUCUCGAAGUCUUCUCAUCUAUUCAAGGCCCUACAAGCAGCUUCCCUCUUCCUUUCUUCCUGGACAAUGACCUCUUUGCGCCCCUUCGAGAGAAUGCUCUAGCUCAAAGCACACAGUCCUCUCUGCCACAUACAUGCUUGGAAUACCUUGGUCAUGACCCCAUGGAGAGUGUUUCAGCCUACUUUUCGACUAUUCACACGUGGCUGCCUAUGAUUAGCAGAAAGCGACUGGUCUUCGAACUCAACGCCCAGUCUCCUGACGACUCUUGCCUCAUGCUACUCGUCCUCUGCAUCAAACUCUGCAUAAUGGACACCGAGCAUCAACCAAAAGAGCUUCCUUUAUAUGCAGUGGCAAGAUCUUUAUGCUCGGCGGCUGAGGCAGGAGGCUUUGUCUCUUUACGCCUACUGCAGUCUUUGGUACUUCUGGCUGUCUAUGAGCUCUCUCACGCCAUAUACCCUGCUGCAUUCCUUACUCUCAGUCGCGCAGCCAGACUCGGCAUGCUGAUGGGCUUCCAUGAUAGAAAAGAUGCUCAGCAACUAUUUAAGCCUGCCGAAACAUGGACCCUUAGAGAAGAGCAACGCAGGACGUGGUGGGCAAUCUUUAUCCUAGACAGGUUUGUCAACAUCGAUAGCUCUUUACCACCUGCGACGCCAGAGCCGUGUCAGAGUGAGCUACUCCCUGUCAACGACAUCGACUGGGACAACGGGACGGUGGUACCCAGCGAGCCGCUAUACACACAGUCUUUUAGCUCGGUUACAACAGUUGGUUCAUAUGCGAAGACCUGUCAGGCUGCUCAUAUGCUCAGCAAGGUCAUGCGCCACGCGAAAGCGAGGGCAUCAUCGCAAGACAUUACAGAGCUCCUACCAGAAGCACAGCACCUUCAUCAGGCUCUAUCAGCCCUUCAUCUGUCUAUCAAGGGCACAGAUAGCGACAGAACGUCAUCGCAGGCUCCAGAGUCUUCCGCGUUCCCAGCACUCGCCUUGUGCUGCUCUGCAAGGCUCGUAUUGUACAACCAGUACGCCUGCAACGAACCUUUGGGACUCUCCACAAACGGACAUAUCGCUCUAGAGACGGAGCUGCAAAAGGUCGGCUUGGAAGGUAUUAGAGCGAUAUCGUCUUCUACAGCCCGUCUAGUAGCGCGAGAUACGGGAGGGUGUCCGUUUGUCGCCCGGUUUCUCUAUCAUGCAGCGACUGAGUGCGCGUGGUUCAUCAAAGAGAAUCACGAGCAAAUCAUGUAUGAUGCGCUGGAGGACAUUCUCAAUGGGCUUCGUAGUAUGUCGGAGCAUUGGGGACUUGCAAGAGAGUACAUCUCGUUGCUCGAGCAAGAGCAAGUCCUCAAACUCGCCGACCAAGAUGCAGACGUUUCUAGCUCCACAUCAACGUUCUAA
Messenger RNA from Fusarium vanettenii 77-13-4, 1575 nucleotides. RefSeq lists its product as uncharacterized. Bases 1 to 1575 code for a protein of 524 amino acids. Gene Ontology annotation, cellular component: nucleus. Gene Ontology annotation, biological process: DNA-templated transcription. Gene Ontology annotation, molecular function: DNA binding; zinc ion binding. The transcript is spliced from 4 exons. The record is from RefSeq and is a predicted model, not a curated record. Lineage: Eukaryota; Fungi; Ascomycota; Sordariomycetes; Hypocreales; Nectriaceae.